AUCCGACCCAAAUAAUUGAUCUCACCGUACGUUCUGGAGCACUGAACAACACAGAUUUGAUCAACAGAGUUUUUGAGCGUCUGAAUCAAGGCGAUGCUAUGCAGAAUGUUGAGGAGUUCUUGGUGGCUCUGGCCAACAGCUCAGGGGCCCCAGAAAUCAAUCCUGUGGUGAGGGACAUCAUGAUGAAUCGGACAUUCAGCGUCAUCAGUGCUCAUUUCCCAGGCUUUUCCAGAGCUGAGUGGAGCGACUGGUUCCAGUGGAAACUUGUCCCGCUGCUCCCCAGUCUGACUGCAGAGAUGCUAACAAUCGCAACAGCAGAGGUGGACUGCGACGUUUACCAAGUGAUUGUCGAAGGGCUGGACCUGGUGUUUGAGCGAACCACUUUGAUCAGGAAGCAGGAGAUCACAGGUGUUCUGGUAGAGUACCUGAAGGGUUCUGGACAAGUCAACGGCUCAGGUAAGUUCCUUCACGCACCAAUUCCUUGCCGCACGUGCUGUCAUAUCUUGAUAUCCAGGGAUGAAGAACUGAGACUCCUAAAUCCGACCCAAAUAAUUGAUCUCACCGUACGUUCUGGAGCACUGAACAACACAGAUUUGAUCAACAGAGUUUUUGAGCGUCUGAAUCAAGGCGAUGCUAUGCAGAAUGUUGAGGAGUUCUUGGUGGCUCUGGCCAACAGCUCAGGGGCCCCAGAAAUCAAUCCUGUGGUGAGGGACAUCAUGAUGAAUCGGACAUUCAGCGUCAUCAGUGCUCAUUUCCCAGGCUUUUCCAGAGCUGAGUGGAGCGACUGGUUCCAGUGGAAACUUGUCCCGCUGCUCCCCAGUCUGACUGCAGAGAUGCUAACAAUCGCAACAGCAGAGGUGGACUGCGACGUUUACCAAGUGAUUGUCGAAGGGCUGGACCUGGUGUUUGAGCGAACCACUUUGAUCAGGAAGCAGGAGAUCACAGGUGUUCUGGUAGAGUACCUGAAGGGUUCUGGACAAGUCAACGGCUCAGGCUCGUCUUGCGGAUCUGGCACCAACAGCGCCGGGGCCUGGCUUAGGGCCAACUUUGGCAGAUACUCCGUCUAUGUGACUCUGGCAGAGCUGAAGUCGCUCAACGAUUAUUUCUCUAGUUUUGCAUCACUGGAACUCUUGACUCCGUCUCAAGCAGCUGAUCUCACCGUACGUUCUGGAGCACUGAACAACACAGAUUUGAUCAACAGAGUUUUUGAGCGUCUGAAUCAAGGCGAUGCUAUGCAGAAUGUUGAGGAGUUCUUGGUGGCUCUGGCCAACAGCUCAGGGGCCCCAGAAAUCAAUCCUGUGGUGAGGGACAUCAUGAUGAAUCGGACAUUCAGCGUCAUCAGUGCUCAUUUCCCAGGCUUUUCCAGAGCUGAGUGGAGCGACUGGUUCCAGUGGAAACUUGUCCCGCUGCUCCCCAGUCUGACUGCAGAGAUGCUAACAAUCGCAACAGCAGAGGUGGACUGCGACGUUUACCAAGUGAUUGUCGAAGGGCUGGACCUGGUGUUUGAGCGAACCACUUUGAUCAGGAAGCAGGAGAUCACAGGUGUUCUGGUAGAGUACCUGAAGGGUUCUGGACAAGUCAACGGCUCAGGCUCGUCUUGCGGAUCUGGCACCAACAGCGCCGGGGCCUGGCUUAGGGCCAACUUUGGCAGAUACUCCGUCUAUGUGACUCUGGCAGAGCUGAAGACGCUCAACGAUUAUUUCUCUAGUUUUGCAUCACUGGAACUCUUGACUCCGUCUCAAGCAGCUGAUCUCACCGUACGUUCUGGAGCACUGAACAACACAGAUUUGAUCAACAGAGUUUUUGAGCGUCUGAAUCAAGGCGAUGCUAUGCAGAAUGUUGAGGAGUUCUUGGUGGCUCUGGCCAACAGCUCAGGGGCCCCAGAAAUCAAUCCUGUGGUGAGGGACAUCAUGAUGAAUCGGACAUUCAGCGUCAUCAGUGCUCAUUUCCCAGGCUUUUCCAGAGCUGAGUGGAGCGACUGGUUCCAGUGGAAACUUGUCCCGCUGCUCCCCAGUCUGACUGCAGAGAUGCUAACAAUCGCAACAGCAGAGGUGGACUGCGACGUUUACCAAGUGAUUGUCGAAGGGCUGGACCUGGUGUUUGAGCGAACCACUUUGAUCAGGAAGCAGGAGAUCACAGGUGUUCUGGUAGAGUACCUGAAGGGUUCUGGACAAGUCAACGGCUCAGGCUCGUCUUGCGGAUCUGGCACCAACAGCGCCGGGGCCUGGCUUAGGGCCAACUUUGGCAGAUACUCCGUCUAUGUGACUCUGGCAGAGCUGAAGUCGCUCAACGAUUAUUUCUCUAGUUUUGCAUCACUGGAACUCUUGACUCCGUCUCAAGCAGCUGAUCUCACCGUACGUUCUGGAGCACUGAACAACACAGAUUUGAUCAACAGAGUUUUUGAGCGUCUGAAUCAAGGCGAUGCUAUGCAGAAUGUUGAGGAGUUCUUGGUGGCUCUGGCCAACAGCUCAGGGGCCCCAGAAAUCAAUCCUGUGGUGAGGGACAUCAUGAUGAAUCGGACAUUCAGCGUCAUCAGUGCUCAUUUCCCAGGCUUUUCCAGAGCUGAGUGGAGCGACUGGUUCCAGUGGAAACUUGUCCCGCUGCUCCCCAGUCUGACUGCAGAGAUGCUAACAAUCGCAACAGCAGAGGUGGACUGCGACGUUUACCAAGUGAUUGUCGAAGGGCUGGACCUGGUGUUUGAGCGAACCACUUUGAUCAGGAAGCAGGAGAUCACAGGUGUUCUGGUAGAGUACCUGAAGGGUUCUGGACAAGUCAACGGCUCAGGCUCGUCUUGCGGAUCUGGCACCAACAGCGCCGGGGCCUGGCUUAGGGCCAACUUUGGCAGAUACUCCGUCUAUGUGACUCUGGCAGAGCUGAAGUCGCUCAACGAUUAUUUCUCUAGUUUUGCAUCACUGGAACUCUUGACUCCGUCUCAAGCAGCUGAUCUCACCGUACGUUCUGGAGCACUGAACAACACAGAUUUGAUCAACAGAGUUUUUGAGCGUCUGAAUCAAGGCGAUGCUAUGCAGAAUGUUGAGGAGUUCUUGGUGGCUCUGGCCAACAGCUCAGGGGCCCCAGAAAUCAAUCCUGUGGUGAGGGACAUCAUGAUGAAUCGGACAUUCAGCGUCAUCAGUGCUCAUUUCCCAGGCUUUUCCAGAGCUGAGUGGAGCGACUGGUUCCAGUGGAAACUUGUCCCGCUGCUCCCCAGUCUGACUGCAGAGAUGCUAACAAUCGCAACAGCAGAGGUGGACUGCGACGUUUACCAAGUGAUUGUCGAAGGGCUGGACCUGGUGUUUGAGCGAACCACUUUGAUCAGGAAGCAGGAGAUCACAGGUGUUCUGGUAGAGUACCUGAAGGGUUCUGGACAAGUCAACGGCUCAGGCUCGUCUUGCGGAUCUGGCACCAACAGCGCCGGGGCCUGGCUUAGGGCCAACUUUGGCAGAUACUCCGUCUAUGUGACUCUGGCAGAGCUGAAGUCGCUCAACGAUUAUUUCUCUAGUUUUGCAUCACUGGAACUCUUGACUCCGUCUCAAGCAGCUGAUCUCACCGUACGUUCUGGAGCACUGAACAACACAGAUUUGAUCAACAGAGUUUUUGAGCGUCUGAAUCAAGGCGAUGCUAUGCAGAAUGUUGAGGAGUUCUUGGUGGCUCUGGCCAACAGCUCAGGGGCCCCAGAAAUCAAUCCUGUGGUGAGGGACAUCAUGAUGAAUCGGACAUUCAGCGUCAUCAGUGCUCAUUUCCCAGGCUUUUCCAGAGCUGAGUGGAGCGACUGGUUCCAGUGGAAACUUGUCCCGCUGCUCCCCAGUCUGACUGCAGAGAUGCUAACAAUCGCAACAGCAGAGGUGGACUGCGACGUUUACCAAGUGAUUGUCGAAGGGCUGGACCUGGUGUUUGAGCGAACCACUUUGAUCAGGAAGCAGGAGAUCACAGGUGUUCUGGUAGAGUACCUGAAGGGUUCUGGACAAGUCAACGGCUCAGGCUCGUCUUGCGGAUCUGGCACCAACAGCGCCGGGGCCUGGCUUAGGGCCAACUUUGGCAGAUACUCCGUCUAUGUGACUCUGGCAGAGCUGAAGACGCUCAACGAUUAUUUCUCUAGUUUUGCAUCACUGGAACUCUUGACUCCGUCUCAAGCAGCUGAUCUCACCGUACGUUCUGGAGCACUGAACAACACAGAUUUGAUCAACAGAGUUUUUGAGCGUCUGAAUCAAGGCGAUGCUAUGCAGAAUGUUGAGGAGUUCUUGGUGGCUCUGGCCAACAGCUCAGGGGCCCCAGAAAUCAAUCCUGUGGUGAGGGACAUCAUGAUGAAUCGGACAUUCAGCGUCAUCAGUGCUCAUUUCCCAGGCUUUUCCAGAGCUGAGUGGAGCGACUGGUUCCAGUGGAAACUUGUCCCGCUGCUCCCCAGUCUGACUGCAGAGAUGCUAACAAUCGCAACAGCAGAGGUGGACUGCGACGUUUACCAAGUGAUUGUCGAAGGGCUGGACCUGGUGUUUGAGCGAACCACUUUGAUCAGGAAGCAGGAGAUCACAGGUGUUCUGGUAGAGUACCUGAAGGGUUCUGGACAAGUCAACGGCUCAGGCUCGUCUUGCGGAUCUGGCACCAACAGCGCCGGGGCCUGGCUUAGGGCCAACUUUGGCAGAUACUCCGUCUAUGUGACUCUGGCAGAGCUGAAGUCGCUCAACGAUUAUUUCUCUAGUUUUGCAUCACUGGAACUCUUGACUCCGUCUCAAGCAGCUGAUCUCACCGUACGUUCUGGAGCACUGAACAACACAGAUUUGAUCAACAGAGUUUUUGAGCGUCUGAAUCAAGGCGAUGCUAUGCAGAAUGUUGAGGAGUUCUUGGUGGCUCUGGCCAACAGCUCAGGGGCCCCAGAAAUCAAUCCUGUGGUGAGGGACAUCAUGAUGAAUCGGACAUUCAGCGUCAUCAGUGCUCAUUUCCCAGGCUUUUCCAGAGCUGAGUGGAGCGACUGGUUCCAGUGGAAACUUGUCCCGCUGCUCCCCAGUCUGACUGCAGAGAUGCUAACAAUCGCAACAGCAGAGGUGGACUGCGACGUUUACCAAGUGAUUGUCGAAGGGCUGGACCUGGUGUUUGAGCGAACCACUUUGAUCAGGAAGCAGGAGAUCACAGGUGUUCUGGUAGAGUACCUGAAGGGUUCUGGACAAGUCAACGGCUCAGGCUCGUCUUGCGGAUCUGGCACCAACAGCGCCGGGGCCUGGCUUAGGGCCAACUUUGGCAGAUACUCCGUCUAUGUGACUCUGGCAGAGCUGAAGUCGCUCAACGAUUAUUUCUCUAGUUUUGCAUCACUGGAACUCUUGACUCCGUCUCAAGCAGCUGAUCUCACCGUACGUUCUGGAGCACUGAACAACACAGAUUUGAUCAACAGAGUUUUUGAGCGUCUGAAUCAAGGCGAUGCUAUGCAGAAUGUUGAGGAGUUCUUGGUGGCUCUGGCCAACAGCUCAGGGGCCCCAGAAAUCAAUCCUGUGGUGAGGGACAUCAUGAUGAAUCGGACAUUCAGCGUCAUCAGUGCUCAUUUCCCAGGCUUUUCCAGAGCUGAGUGGAGCGACUGGUUCCAGUGGAAACUUGUCCCGCUGCUCCCCAGUCUGACUGCAGAGAUGCUAACAAUCGCAACAGCAGAGGUGGACUGCGACGUUUACCAAGUGAUUGUCGAAGGGCUGGACCUGGUGUUUGAGCGAACCACUUUGAUCAGGAAGCAGGAGAUCACAGGUGUUCUGGUAGAGUACCUGAAGGGUUCUGGACAAGUCAACGGCUCAGGCUCGUCUUGCGGAUCUGGCACCAACAGCGCCGGGGCCUGGCUUAGGGCCAACUUUGGCAGAUACUCCGUCUAUGUGACUCUGGCAGAGCUGAAGACGCUCAACGAUUAUUUCUCUAGUUUUGCAUCACUGGAACUCUUGACUCCGUCUCAAGCAGCUGAUCUCACCGUACGUUCUGGAGCACUGAACAACACAGAUUUGAUCAACAGAGUUUUUGAGCGUCUGAAUCAAGGCGAUGCUAUGCAGAAUGUUGAGGAGUUCUUGGUGGCUCUGGCCAACAGCUCAGGGGCCCCAGAAAUCAAUCCUGUGGUGAGGGACAUCAUGAUGAAUCGGACAUUCAGCGUCAUCAGUGCUCAUUUCCCAGGCUUUUCCAGAGCUGAGUGGAGCGACUGGUUCCAGUGGAAACUUGUCCCGCUGCUCCCCAGUCUGACUGCAGAGAUGCUAACAAUCGCAACAGCAGAGGUGGACUGCGACGUUUACCAAGUGAUUGUCGAAGGGCUGGACCUGGUGUUUGAGCGAACCACUUUGAUCAGGAAGCAGGAGAUCACAGGUGUUCUGGUAGAGUACCUGAAGGGUUCUGGACAAGUCAACGGCUCAGGCUCGUCUUGCGGAUCUGGCACCAACAGCGCCGGGGCCUGGCUUAGGGCCAACUUUGGCAGAUACUCCGUCUAUGUGACUCUGGCAGAGCUGAAGACGCUCAACGAUUAUUUCUCUAGUUUUGCAUCACUGGAACUCUUGACUCCGUCUCAAGCAGCUGAUCUCACCGUACGUUCUGGAGCACUGAACAACACAGAUUUGAUCAACAGAGUUUUUGAGCGUCUGAAUCAAGGCGAUGCUAUGCAGAAUGUUGAGGAGUUCUUGGUGGCUCUGGCCAACAGCUCAGGGGCCCCAGAAAUCAAUCCUGUGGUGAGGGACAUCAUGAUGAAUCGGACAUUCAGCGUCAUCAGUGCUCAUUUCCCAGGCUUUUCCAGAGCUGAGUGGAGCGACUGGUUCCAGUGGAAACUUGUCCCGCUGCUCCCCAGUCUGACUGCAGAGAUGCUAACAAUCGCAACAGCAGAGGUGGACUGCGACGUUUACCAAGUGAUUGUCGAAGGGCUGGACCUGGUGUUUGAGCGAACCACUUUGAUCAGGAAGCAGGAGAUCACAGGUGUUCUGGUAGAGUACCUGAAGGGUUCUGGACAAGUCAACGGCUCAGGCUCGUCUUGCGGAUCUGGCACCAACAGCGCCGGGGCCUGGCUUAGGGCCAACUUUGGCAGAUACUCCGUCUAUGUGACUCUGGCAGAGCUGAAGUCGCUCAACGAUUAUUUCUCUAGUUUUGCAUCACUGGAACUCUUGACUCCGUCUCAAGCAGCUGAUCUCACCGUACGUUCUGGAGCACUGAACAACACAGAUUUGAUCAACAGAGUUUUUGAGCGUCUGAAUCAAGGCGAUGCUAUGCAGAAUGUUGAGGAGUUCUUGGUGGCUCUGGCCAACAGCUCAGGGGCCCCAGAAAUCAAUCCUGUGGUGAGGGACAUCAUGAUGAAUCGGACAUUCAGCGUCAUCAGUGCUCAUUUCCCAGGCUUUUCCAGAGCUGAGUGGAGCGACUGGUUCCAGUGGAAACUUGUCCCGCUGCUCCCCAGUCUGACUGCAGAGAUGCUAACAAUCGCAACAGCAGAGGUGGACUGCGACGUUUACCAAGUGAUUGUCGAAGGGCUGGACCUGGUGUUUGAGCGAACCACUUUGAUCAGGAAGCAGGAGAUCACAGGUGUUCUGGUAGAGUACCUGAAGGGUUCUGGACAAGUCAACGGCUCAGGCUCGUCUUGCGGAUCUGGCACCAACAGCGCCGGGGCCUGGCUUAGGGCCAACUUUGGCAGAUACUCCGUCUAUGUGACUCUGGCAGAGCUGAAGUCGCUCAACGAUUAUUUCUCUAGUUUUGCAUCACUGGAACUCUUGACUCCGUCUCAAGCAGCUGAUCUCACCGUACGUUCUGGAGCACUGAACAACACAGAUUUGAUCAACAGAGUUUUUGAGCGUCUGAAUCAAGGCGAUGCUAUGCAGAAUGUUGAGGAGUUCUUGGUGGCUCUGGCCAACAGCUCAGGGGCCCCAGAAAUCAAUCCUGUGGUGAGGGACAUCAUGAUGAAUCGGACAUUCAGCGUCAUCAGUGCUCAUUUCCCAGGCUUUUCCAGAGCUGAGUGGAGCGACUGGUUCCAGUGGAAACUUGUCCCGCUGCUCCCCAGUCUGACUGCAGAGAUGCUAACAAUCGCAACAGCAGAGGUGGACUGCGACGUUUACCAAGUGAUUGUCGAAGGGCUGGACCUGGUGUUUGAGCGAACCACUUUGAUCAGGAAGCAGGAGAUCACAGGUGUUCUGGUAGAGUACCUGAAGGGUUCUGGACAAGUCAACGGCUCAGGCUCGUCUUGCGGAUCUGGCACCAACAGCGCCGGGGCCUGGCUUAGGGCCAACUUUGGCAGAUACUCCGUCUAUGUGACUCUGGCAGAGCUGAAGUCGCUCAACGAUUAUUUCUCUAGUUUUGCAUCACUGGAACUCUUGACUCCGUCUCAAGCAGCUGAUCUCACCGUACGUUCUGGAGCACUGAACAACACAGAUUUGAUCAACAGAGUUUUUGAGCGUCUGAAUCAAGGCGAUGCUAUGCAGAAUGUUGAGGAGUUCUUGGUGGCUCUGGCCAACAGCUCAGGGGCCCCAGAAAUCAAUCCUGUGGUGAGGGACAUCAUGAUGAAUCGGACAUUCAGCGUCAUCAGUGCUCAUUUCCCAGGCUUUUCCAGAGCUGAGUGGAGCGACUGGUUCCAGUGGAAACUUGUCCCGCUGCUCCCCAGUCUGACUGCAGAGAUGCUAACAAUCGCAACAGCAGAGGUGGACUGCGACGUUUACCAAGUGAUUGUCGAAGGGCUGGACCUGGUGUUUGAGCGAACCACUUUGAUCAGGAAGCAGGAGAUCACAGGUGUUCUGGUAGAGUACCUGAAGGGUUCUGGACAAGUCAACGGCUCAGGCUCGUCUUGCGGAUCUGGCACCAACAGCGCCGGGGCCUGGCUUAGGGCCAACUUUGGCAGAUACUCCGUCUAUGUGACUCUGGCAGAGCUGAAGACGCUCAACGAUUAUUUCUCUAGUUUUGCAUCACUGGAACUCUUGACUCCGUCUCAAGCAGCUGAUCUCACCGUACGUUCUGGAGCACUGAACAACACAGAUUUGAUCAACAGAGUUUUUGAGCGUCUGAAUCAAGGCGAUGCUAUGCAGAAUGUUGAGGAGUUCUUGGUGGCUCUGGCCAACAGCUCAGGGGCCCCAGAAAUCAAUCCUGUGGUGAGGGACAUCAUGAUGAAUCGGACAUUCAGCGUCAUCAGUGCUCAUUUCCCAGGCUUUUCCAGAGCUGAGUGGAGCGACUGGUUCCAGUGGAAACUUGUCCCGCUGCUCCCCAGUCUGACUGCAGAGAUGCUAACAAUCGCAACAGCAGAGGUGGACUGCGACGUUUACCAAGUGAUUGUCGAAGGGCUGGACCUGGUGUUUGAGCGAACCACUUUGAUCAGGAAGCAGGAGAUCACAGGUGUUCUGGUAGAGUACCUGAAGGGUUCUGGACAAGUCAACGGCUCAGGCUCGUCUUGCGGAUCUGGCACCAACAGCGCCGGGGCCUGGCUUAGGGCCAACUUUGGCAGAUACUCCGUCUAUGUGACUCUGGCAGAGCUGAAGUCGCUCAACGAUUAUUUCUCUAGUUUUGCAUCACUGGAACUCUUGACUCCGUCUCAAGCAGCUGAUCUCACCGUACGUUCUGGAGCACUGAACAACACAGAUUUGAUCAACAGAGUUUUUGAGCGUCUGAAUCAAGGCGAUGCUAUGCAGAAUGUUGAGGAGUUCUUGGUGGCUCUGGCCAACAGCUCAGGGGCCCCAGAAAUCAAUCCUGUGGUGAGGGACAUCAUGAUGAAUCGGACAUUCAGCGUCAUCAGUGCUCAUUUCCCAGGCUUUUCCAGAGCUGAGUGGAGCGACUGGUUCCAGUGGAAACUUGUCCCGCUGCUCCCCAGUCUGACUGCAGAGAUGCUAACAAUCGCAACAGCAGAGGUGGACUGCGACGUUUACCAAGUGAUUGUCGAAGGGCUGGACCUGGUGUUUGAGCGAACCACUUUGAUCAGGAAGCAGGAGAUCACAGGUGUUCUGGUAGAGUACCUGAAGGGUUCUGGACAAGUCAACGGCUCAGGCUCGUCUUGCGGAUCUGGCACCAACAGCGCCGGGGCCUGGCUUAGGGCCAACUUUGGCAGAUACUCCGUCUAUGUGACUCUGGCAGAGCUGAAGUCGCUCAACGAUUAUUUCUCUAGUUUUGCAUCACUGGAACUCUUGACUCCGUCUCAAGCAGCUGAUCUCACCGUACGUUCUGGAGCACUGAACAACACAGAUUUGAUCAACAGAGUUUUUGAGCGUCUGAAUCAAGGCGAUGCUAUGCAGAAUGUUGAGGAGUUCUUGGUGGCUCUGGCCAACAGCUCAGGGGCCCCAGAAAUCAAUCCUGUGGUGAGGGACAUCAUGAUGAAUCGGACAUUCAGCGUCAUCAGUGCUCAUUUCCCAGGCUUUUCCAGAGCUGAGUGGAGCGACUGGUUCCAGUGGAAACUUGUCCCGCUGCUCCCCAGUCUGACUGCAGAGAUGCUAACAAUCGCAACAGCAGAGGUGGACUGCGACGUUUACCAAGUGAUUGUCGAAGGGCUGGACCUGGUGUUUGAGCGAACCACUUUGAUCAGGAAGCAGGAGAUCACAGGUGUUCUGGUAGAGUACCUGAAGGGUUCUGGACAAGUCAACGGCUCAGGCUCGUCUUGCGGAUCUGGCACCAACAGCGCCGGGGCCUGGCUUAGGGCCAACUUUGGCAGAUACUCCGUCUAUGUGACUCUGGCAGAGCUGAAGACGCUCAACGAUUAUUUCUCUAGUUUUGCAUCACUGGAACUCUUGACUCCGUCUCAAGCAGCUGAUCUCACCGUACGUUCUGGAGCACUGAACAACACAGAUUUGAUCAACAGAGUUUUUGAGCGUCUGAAUCAAGGCGAUGCUAUGCAGAAUGUUGAGGAGUUCUUGGUGGCUCUGGCCAACAGCUCAGGGGCCCCAGAAAUCAAUCCUGUGGUGAGGGACAUCAUGAUGAAUCGGACAUUCAGCGUCAUCAGUGCUCAUUUCCCAGGCUUUUCCAGAGCUGAGUGGAGCGACUGGUUCCAGUGGAAACUUGUCCCGCUGCUCCCCAGUCUGACUGCAGAGAUGCUAACAAUCGCAACAGCAGAGGUGGACUGCGACGUUUACCAAGUGAUUGUCGAAGGGCUGGACCUGGUGUUUGAGCGAACCACUUUGAUCAGGAAGCAGGAGAUCACAGGUGUUCUGGUAGAGUACCUGAAGGGUUCUGGACAAGUCAACGGCUCAGGCUCGUCUUGCGGAUCUGGCACCAACAGCGCCGGGGCCUGGCUUAGGGCCAACUUUGGCAGAUACUCCGUCUAUGUGACUCUGGCAGAGCUGAAGUCGCUCAACGAUUAUUUCUCUAGUUUUGCAUCACUGGAACUCUUGACUCCGUCUCAAGCAGCUGAUCUCACCGUACGUUCUGGAGCACUGAACAACACAGAUUUGAUCAACAGAGUUUUUGAGCGUCUGAAUCAAGGCGAUGCUAUGCAGAAUGUUGAGGAGUUCUUGGUGGCUCUGGCCAACAGCUCAGGGGCCCCAGAAAUCAAUCCUGUGGUGAGGGACAUCAUGAUGAAUCGGACAUUCAGCGUCAUCAGUGCUCAUUUCCCAGGCUUUUCCAGAGCUGAGUGGAGCGACUGGUUCCAGUGGAAACUUGUCCCGCUGCUCCCCAGUCUGACUGCAGAGAUGCUAACAAUCGCAACAGCAGAGGUGGACUGCGACGUUUACCAAGUGAUUGUCGAAGGGCUGGACCUGGUGUUUGAGCGAACCACUUUGAUCAGGAAGCAGGAGAUCACAGGUGUUCUGGUAGAGUACCUGAAGGGUUCUGGACAAGUCAACGGCUCAGGCUCGUCUUGCGGAUCUGGCACCAACAGCGCCGGGGCCUGGCUUAGGGCCAACUUUGGCAGAUACUCCGUCUAUGUGACUCUGGCAGAGCUGAAGUCGCUCAACGAUUAUUUCUCUAGUUUUGCAUCACUGGAACUCUUGACUCCGUCUCAAGCAGCUGAUCUCACCGUACGUUCUGGAGCACUGAACAACACAGAUUUGAUCAACAGAGUUUUUGAGCGUCUGAAUCAAGGCGAUGCUAUGCAGAAUGUUGAGGAGUUCUUGGUGGCUCUGGCCAACAGCUCACGGGCCCCAGAAAUCAAUCCUGUGGUGAGGGACAUCAUGAUGAAUCGGACAUUCAGCGUCAUCAGUGCUCAUUUCCCAGGCUUUUCCAGAGCUGAGUGGAGCGACUGGUUCCAGUGGAAACUUGUCCCGCUGCUCCCCAGUCUGACUGCAGAGAUGCUAACAAUCGCAACAGCAGAGGUGGACUGCGACGUUUACCAAGUGAUUGUCGAAGGGCUGGACCUGGUGUUUGAGCGAACCACUUUGAUCAGGAAGCAGGAGAUUACAGGUGUUCUGGUAGAGUACCUGAAGGGUUCUGGACAAGUCAACGGCUCAGACUCAUCUUGUGGUUCUGGCUCCAUGAAUACCAGCAGUUGGCUUGAUGUUAACUUUGGAAAAUACUCUAUUUACGUCACUUUGGAAGAUCUACAUGUGCUCCACCAUGGUUUCGCUAAUUUUGUUUCACGCUCGCCAAUACCCUCAGGUCAGAGUUCUACAGCUAUUAAACCGGUAUCCUCAGAGAAGGCUAUGGGCAUCACACCACACUGUACUGACUGA
Messenger RNA from Colossoma macropomum (tambaqui), 12557 nucleotides. RefSeq lists its product as uncharacterized. The transcript has 86 exons. The record is from RefSeq and is a predicted model, not a curated record. NCBI's taxonomy places the organism in Eukaryota, Metazoa, Chordata, Actinopteri, Characiformes, Serrasalmidae. Bases 99 to 12557 code for a protein of 4152 amino acids.